Bufo bufo (common toad) is the source of this 1614-nucleotide messenger RNA. RefSeq lists its product as uncharacterized. The record is from RefSeq and is a predicted model, not a curated record. Gene Ontology annotation, biological process: chromatin remodeling. Gene Ontology annotation, molecular function: catalytic activity. NCBI's taxonomy places the organism in Eukaryota, Metazoa, Chordata, Amphibia, Anura, Bufonidae. Gene Ontology annotation, cellular component: nucleus.
AUGAGACAAAAGGUGUCACCACUUACUAUUGGUACAUGGAAUGUACGUACGCUUCAAGACAACCCAUUAGCAGAUCACCCAGAAAGAAGAACAGCUCUGGUAGCUAGAGAGCUUGCAAGGUUCGACAUCGACAUUGCGGCCCUGUGUGAAACUACCUUAGCAAAUGAAGGUCAACUCACAGAAACAGGAGGCGGCUACACAUUCUUUUGGUGUGGACGUGGCAGUGACCAACGUCGUGAGUCUGGAGUUGGCUUUGCGGUUAAAAAUUAUCUUGUUCGCCAACUUGCCAAUCUUCCUAAGGGUGUAAACGAUCGGCUCAUGUCACUGCAACUUCCAUUACUACGUCGAAAACAAGCUACGCUGAUCAGUGCCUAUGCACCCACAAUGACAAAUCCAGAUGAAGUAAAGGACAAGUUUUAUAAUGAUCUCGAUGCCCUACUUUCAUCUGUGAAGUGCACUGACAGAGUGAUUCUACUUGGUGAUUUUAAUGCGAGAGUGGGAUCCAAUGACUCCACCUGGGAUGGCGUCAUUGGCAAAAACGGAAUCAACACAUGUAACAGCAAUGGUCUGCUACUAUUGAAGACAUGUGCUGCUCAUGACUUGGUCAUUACUAACACCAUCUUCCGUCUACCUACUAGCAAAAAGACAUCCUGGAUGCACCCACGCUCCAAGAACUGGCAUCUAAUUGAUUAUGUCAUAGUGCGGAGGAAAGACUACAGGAAACUAAGAGUAACUAAGGCCAUGCCGAGUGCUGACUGCUGGACUGACCAUAGAUUCAUCAUUUCUAAACUAAAUAUCCACAUCAAACCUAAGAAGCGGCCACAGGGAAACAGAGUUGUGAUAAAGAAGAUCAAUUUCAAUACAUUGGUAAAUCCCAAUAUCGCAGCCUCAUUGGCUCUCGGACCCGCAUGCAGGAAACAGUGGGAUUGGUUUGAUGAAAGCGAUGAAUGGAUUAAGGCCUUGCUAGCCGAAAAACAUCGCCUUCACCAUGCUCAUCAAAAUGACCCGUCGUCAACUGCAAAGAAAAAUGCUUUUGUCAACACUCGCAGGGAUAUAGAGAGUAAACUCCAUAAGAUGCAGGACUCCUGGCUGAGUGCCAACGCAGAUGAAAUUCAGAAGUUUGCUGAUAGAAACGAUACCAAACGUUUCUAUGAAGCCAUCAGAUCCCUGUAUGGACCUCAGUCUUCAGGAAGCUCUCCUCUACUGGAUUCGAAUGGUACAACUCUCAUCACUGAGAAAACUCUGAUUCUACAGCGUUGGGCUGAACAUUUCCACUCUGUGCUGAACCGCCCAUCUAUCAUCAAUAAUGAGGCAAUUGACAGAAUACCCCAGGUGGAUAUCAACUAUAGCCUGGAUGUCCCACCAUCAGAGGCUGAAACCUUACAGGCUAUCAGUCAACUGUCAAGCGGCAAGAUCUUGGCACGAAUGUUGCUAAAUCAUCUGAUUGAUCAUCUGAAACGUGGCCUGCUACCUGAGACAAAGUGUGGUUUUCGCAAAGAGCGUGGCACGAUGGACAUGAUAUUUGCAGCUCGACAGCUUCAGGAGAAAUGUCAGGAGCAAAAUCGUGAACUAUACACCACCUUUAUAGAUCUUACCAAGGCUUUUGACAGUUAG